GUCAUCGGAUCCCGAAGUGUACGAUCAAGGAAUGCUCAAAAACUUUAAGUUCCGUUCCAUUGACGAUUUAUCACCACCCCCGAUGUUCACCAACUGCACAAAGACCUUUACUUCCAGUGUGACUAAAAGCAACAUGGUAGGCGAGCCUGGCGGCACUCCCGAACGCUUCGGCGCUGAUGGUGCCCCACGCAGAGUACCCAGUACAAACAACAGAGCACCACCCCCACCACCACCAUGUAUGUGCCCUUUUAAAUGCGAGAGUGUUAAUUAUAUACCCAUUCAUAUGUGA
This is a messenger RNA of Sphaeroforma arctica JP610, 289 nucleotides long. RefSeq lists its product as hypothetical. The annotation marks the transcript as partial. The transcript is spliced from 2 exons. Lineage: Eukaryota; Ichthyosporea; Ichthyophonida. The record is from RefSeq and is a predicted model, not a curated record.